AUGAUUGCCAAUGGCUUUUGGAAGGUGCUCCUGGAGCCCUUCCUUUGGGGAAGAGCUGCUGGCACUGCUGAAGGGCUGAAGACAUCCCUGGAGAACCAGAGGUUCAAGGCAGCCCUGGAAAACAGGUUCUUGGUGCUGCUCGUAGUGCUUCUGGUUGGCAUUUACUGUGGGACUCUGCUGUCAGCGUGGAGGAUGCAGGCGAAGGCAGGCACAGAGGAAGAUGACAAGGGAGCACUGGAGAUGUCUUUUCAUGUCAACAUGAUGAAUUCUGACUGGGCCCUGAAAAGCUUGGGUGCCACCAUUGACAUGAAGAGAACUUCCCCCACCUACAGGCUGCCAGCCCGAGUCCACCUGACUGCCAUCGCUGUGCAGCACAUCGUUGAGGAAGACUCCUUGUCUGUGGCUGCCAGCAGUGCUCCCAAAGGCCUGGCUGUCUAUGGAUUUGAGGCUGAAAGUGAAGAGGAAACUUGGCUCGGUUCGUUCAUCUAUGAUGUGGCAAAAGAGUCCAUUCAGCCCUUCUCUCUGAAGGUACGGGUCAUCAAUGUAGAGGCAGAACUCAGCUUGCCACCCAGGGUCAGCAAUGUAGAGGCAGAACUCAGCUUGCCACCUAGGGUGAGCAAUGUAGAGGCAGAAGUCAUCUUGCCACGUAGGUUCGUCAGUGUAGAGACCCAAGUCAGCUUGCCACUAGCUCCCAGCUCGGACACUGCUCCAGAGCAGCCGGCGGCAGAGUGCCACAGAGCCCAAGAAGAUGCAGGGAUGAUCUUCAGCCUCGCCUGCACACUGGCAGUCUGCCUGUGGAACUGGCUGCAACACACACACCCCUUUGCUAGGCUGAAGACAUCCCUGGAGAACCAGAGGUUCAAGGCAGCCCUGGAAAACAGGUUCUUGGUGCUGCUCGUAGUGCUUCUGGUUGGCAUUUACUGUGGGACUCUGCUGUCAGCGUGGAGGAUGCAGGCGAAGGCAGGCACAGAGGAAGAUGACAAGGGAGCACUGGAGAUGUCUUUUCAUGUCAACAUGAUGAAUUCUGACUGGGCCCUGAAAAGCUUGGGUGCCACCAUUGACAUGAAGAGAACUUCCCCCACCUACAGGUGCGGAUGGAAGUGGGGCUACAGUCUUUUGCUGAACAGAAGGUGCACUGAGGAUGAGCCUGACACCAUCUUGCAGAUGGAUGUCUCCCAGGGCAAGCGCUGGUGUUUCCCAGGGCAUUCUGGCCACGUUGUCAUCAGGCUGCCAGCCCGAGUCCACCUGACUGCCAUCGCUGUGCAGCACAUCGUUGAGGAAGACUCCUUGUCUGUGGCUGCCAGCAGUGCUCCCAAAGGCCUGGCUGUCUAUGGAUUUGAGGCUGAAAGUGAAGAGGAAACUUGGCUCGGUUCGUUCAUCUAUGAUGUGGCAAAAGAGUCCAUUCAGCCCUUCUCUCUGAAGAACACACAGAUCUCCAGAGCUUUUUCCUCCAUCAAAGUUCUUGUGAUGAGCAACUGGGGAAGCCCAAAGUACACGUGCAUUUCUCGAGUCCGGGUUCAUGGGAGGAUGGCAUAA
Colius striatus (speckled mousebird) is the source of this 1536-nucleotide messenger RNA. RefSeq lists its product as uncharacterized. NCBI's taxonomy places the organism in Eukaryota, Metazoa, Chordata, Aves, Coliiformes, Coliidae. Gene Ontology annotation, molecular function: protein-membrane adaptor activity. The transcript has 16 exons. Gene Ontology annotation, biological process: nuclear envelope organization. Bases 1 to 1536 code for a protein of 511 amino acids. The record is from RefSeq and is a predicted model, not a curated record. Gene Ontology annotation, cellular component: nuclear envelope; meiotic nuclear membrane microtubule tethering complex.